AUGCAGACUGGCAUAUUGUUGACAACAGAGUCUGUCAGAGGCCAAAAGGUUCAGCAGCCAAGGACAUCUACUACAUCAGCUACAUUCGGAAGUGUGUGUUAUCCUCAGUCAGAACAUCUUGCGGCUCUCAAAGAGCAAAUCUUUCUAUCAAUUGUUCAAAAUUAUCUCCAGACUACACCGCCACAGUCCACUGAGGAGCACAAUAUGUUUAAGGAAUAUGCAAAAGAAAUGAGGUUCAUCAUUACAGGUGUCUCUGUAGGAAGUUUAGUGAUUACGGUGAAGUGUGAAUCUCCAUUGAUCUUGGAGGGGUUGUGGAUAGAUUAUUUAUCUGGUCAUCUUGGUGAAAUGGUUCAAAACAGUUUUGUAACUGAAAAGAUCUUGAAGAAACUGAACCUGGCCAUGCUGAGGCUGGAAACAACAAUGGACAUUGAAGAAUACAAUGCAUGCAAAUUGGCAGUAGACAGAUCAGUAGUAAAAAACUUUAGCGUCUUUGUGUUCGGCCGAGCUACCUUUGAGGAUCUUUCCCUUAAAGGAUACGAUAUUAUCGCAAAUGCCAUAGGUUCUCUUGGUAAGAAAUUUGAAUUGAUAUUUGUUGGCUCAUCUCCUGGUGAACAUCAAAAAGUGGAGCAAUGGUUUCUUGACAACACUUGCAUCAACCGCAGCCAUUUAACCAUCCGUGGAUAUUGCAACGAUCCAGAGGAACUUAAGAUGAUGUACUAUCAGUCAGACUUGGUUGCUCUACCCUCUCGUACCGAAGGCUUUGGGCUUGUCGCGCUCGAAGCCAUUUCUGCUGGUAUUCCUAUACUUGUUUCUGGUGAAUCUGGCAUAGCUGAGGCUCUGAGAGAAGUUGAAGGUGGGAACACUGUUAUUGUUGAAUUAGAUGAAGAUGCAGAUGAAUGGGCACGAAGGAUUAGAGAGAUGUCUGAAGAAAGUGCAGAAGAAAGAGAAGCUAAAGCAAGACGGCUUAGAGAGAACUACAGAAAGGUGUACUCUUGGAGAGCAGAAUGUGAGAGAUUCAAAGGAAUGAUCGAGAAAGUGGUGGAAAAUGCAAAUGCAGUUGAUGAGUUGGAUAUUACUAUUGAUGUGGAAGACCAAAAACCUGCUGAAUCCAAUAAUCUGACAACAACUUCCAUCAUGGAGUCUGAAAAAUACCAAAUGGAUGAGCUCCAAAAGUCAUCUGCUGCACCAGAAAUGCAAGGAAGUGUGUCUCGUCCAGACACAGAAUCUCUCCAGGCACUUAGAGAGAAAUUCUUUUUAUUAGCUGGGAAAAACUAUCUUGAGACUACGCCACCACAGAGCAAGGAAGAGCGUGAUGAGUUCAUGGACUUCAUGCAAGAGCUGAGAGUUCUCAUAAAGUGUGCUAGACAAGGAAGUCUGGUGAUAACAGUGCAAUGUAAAUCUCUCCAGAUCUUGGAGGAAUUGUGGAGAGAAUAUUUAUCUGGUCACUUGGGUGAAGUGGUUCAAAAUUGCUUUGUCACGGAAACGAUCUUGAAGGAACUGAACCUGGCAGAGCUGAAGCUGAAAACAACAAUGGAUGUAGAAGAGUACAAUGCAUGCAAACUGUACUUUGCGAGAGUUGCACUCAGAGUUACUCCACCCCUCGCUGUAACAGACGCCACUGGAAAAAGAAAAGAACUAGAAGAACUCACAGGGAAGGAAGGUAAAUGGAACUUGGAGUUGGAGCACUGUUCAAGUGAAGAGAGACAGGAAAGUGAAGUAGAAGAUCAGAAACUAAAUAUCAAGGUUGACGUGGAACAUGUGAAACUUGCAGAUCAGGACACCUGCAGCACAGCUUCAGUUUCCACAAUGGAUACCACAGAAUGUCAGAAGGCAUCCAUAGUAUCAGGUGCACGCAGAAAAAGACGAUCUGAUACAGAUUUAGAAGAUGUCCAACCACUUGAAAAGAAAGUCCUGUGUUUAAUUGCUAUGAAUUACCUUCAUACUACACCACCAGAAAGCAGGGAUGAAUGCACUGAGUUUCAGGAAUACUUGCUAGACAUGAAGGUCCACAUCACAUGCAUCUUGCCUCUCUCUGCGUCUUUCAUUUUUGAUCCUGUAGAAAAACUAGAAGAACUUCAAAGAAUACAAGGUAGUUCACCCUCUGUUGCAUUGUCCACUGCUGGUCGCAAAAAAGAAGUGGAAGGAAGACACAAACCUACAAAACUUCAGGAAGGAAAAGGUGAAGCCAAGGUUUAG
Messenger RNA from Stylophora pistillata, 2196 nucleotides. RefSeq lists its product as uncharacterized. The record is from RefSeq and is a predicted model, not a curated record. Gene Ontology annotation, molecular function: protein binding; glycosyltransferase activity. NCBI's taxonomy places the organism in Eukaryota, Metazoa, Cnidaria, Anthozoa, Scleractinia, Pocilloporidae.